AUGUCCGAAGAAACCACGACCGAAGCUUUCAACGAGGAUCUGGUGACGAUCGCCAGCAGCGAGUUGGCAGCCAUUAUUAUAGUCAUGGUCUCAAUCUUCGGGCUUUUGGCGAAUUUCCUCUCCAUUCACCUCGUGCUCACCUACCCACAUCUCAGGAACAGUUUUGGAGCGCUUUGCGUUUCGCAGAGCGUCGCCAACUCAGGGCUGUUGAUAAUCUUCGCCGGUUGGUGCGCGCCGAUGCAGUGGAUGAGCGACGACGAGAUGUCCACGGGACUCUGGGGCAAGAUUAUGGGUCAAUUGAACACGCUGUUUUGGGCCAAUUCCGUUUAUUCUCAUUUAGUUGUAUCGCUCAAUCGACUAUUUUCGAUCACUUUCCCCACAAGACGCCUAAAAUUCGCCGGCUCAAAAGGUACCUAUUUUCUCGUCAGCUGCUCAUGGACGAUUGCCGCCAUCCUGAACUUGCCAUAUUUCUACCGAGACGAAUGUUAUAUCGUGUACACGCCGUCAACCUUUACGUGGAAUUACUCGCAGAGCACCUGCGGAACGAUUAUUGGCACCUACCUCGACUUCUACCUCGGUAUGGCCGUCUUCGGCAUUAUCGCUAUUUUUGACGUGUAUACGAUAUUUCAACUACGGAACAUUUCUGGUGCGGGCGGGCGCGAGGUCCUACUCAAACGACGGGCGAUGGAAAUUCGGUUUUUUGCUCAAAGCUGCACCCAGCUGCUCAUCUUUGCAUACAUUUUUGCGAGUUUCUACUAUGUUUCGACGUUUAUGACGACGAAAUGGCAACUCUUUUUCACCGUUACGUUCUCUUGGCAGGCCUGCCACUCUUUAGAUGGCUGCGUCUUGCUGAUUUUCCACUGGCGACGUCAGCCUCAGCCCUCCGUCUCGCGGCAAACGAUGGUUCGACUAGCACAUUCAGCCAUAACAGCCCAGCAGAGCACCACUCAUAGCGUCGUCCCGUCGAGCUGGAGUCGGACUUAU
This is a messenger RNA of Mesorhabditis spiculigera, 984 nucleotides long. The record is from the annotation of a GenBank genome assembly. NCBI's taxonomy places the organism in Eukaryota, Metazoa, Nematoda, Chromadorea, Rhabditida, Rhabditidae.